GGGGAGAGAGUUAAUCCACAAAGCCUGCGGAACUCUCUUCCCCACCACAACACACAGCGUUCAACAACCUUUCUCUUACAAAAAAUAAAAUGUCUCCUUUCUCAAACGUUAAAUUUUUCUCUGAUUUCGUUAUCGAUGGUUUCUCUAAAGCUAUCUCAAGACGAGGAUACUCGGCGGCAUCACAAGGAGUGGUAUCGAACGGAGUAAAGGAAGCAGCAUCUGCGAGAAUUGCCGCAGUGUUGAAGAAAACAGGAGAAGAUAUGGGAGCUGCUGCUGCAACUAAAGAGUACGUUUACUGGGUUCCCGACCCAAAAACCGGAUUCUACAGACCCGAGAACUCCACCGCCGAUAUUUGCCCGGCCGAGCUCAGAGCCACGUUCUUGAGGAGGAACUAGAUAAACAUACAUACGAUUUAUAUCUGCGGCAGGGAGUUUCUCGAGGGAAGAUCCAUCCUUUCCUUCUGUUGUUUUGGUUUUUUAAUUC
Messenger RNA from Hibiscus syriacus, 483 nucleotides. Its product is annotated as protein SENESCENCE-ASSOCIATED GENE 21, mitochondrial-like. Lineage: Eukaryota; Viridiplantae; Streptophyta; Magnoliopsida; Malvales; Malvaceae. The record is from RefSeq and is a predicted model, not a curated record. Gene Ontology annotation, cellular component: mitochondrion. Gene Ontology annotation, biological process: response to stress. The coding region runs from base 90 to 395 and encodes 101 amino acids. The transcript is spliced from 2 exons.